AUGGAUGAUAUUGUAUGUGAGUUUUUUGAAGAACCUGAAUUUGGAGAAACCUACCUUGCUGGAGAUGACCUGUUUGCCAUUUUUGAGAGUUUAGAUGGUCUCCCUAAAUUUCCACCCUUCACUCCAUUGGAAGCAACCGCCGCUGGUAGCACCCAAAAGGAUGGUGAAGAAGCUACAAGGUUGGUGUCUCAGAAGUCUACUUCUUCCUGUGCUCAACAGGAGUCAGAGACUGAGCCUGAGCCCGAAACUUCACCCAAAAGCAAGAGGCAGAAGCUAGCUUCUUUAGAGGAAACAAACCCAGAUGGGCAACAAAGAAUGUCUCAUAUUACGGUUGAGCGCAACAGGAGGAAGCAAAUGAAUGAGCAUUUAUCGGUGCUGAGGGCGUUGAUGCCUAGUUUCUAUGUCAAAAGAGGAGAUCAAGCAUCGAUUAUUGAGGGCGUUGUGGAUUACAUCAAUGAGUUGCAACAAGUUCUGCAAUCGCUGGAGGCCAAGAAACAAAGAAAAGUUUACAGUGAAGUGUUAAGCCCUAGGAUAGUUUCAAGUCCAAGACCCUUACCUCUCAGCCCUAGAAAACCACCUCUAAGUCCAAGACUUAACUUGCCGAUAAGCCCAAGAACCCCUCAACCAGGUAGCCCUUACAAGCCAAGGUUGCAGCAGCAAGGUUGCCUCUCUCCAACCAUGACUAGUUCGCUCGAGCCAUCUCCUACUUCUUCCACUUCCUCCAUGGACAACGUUAACGAGCUCGUUGCAAACUCAAAAUCUCCGAUUGCUCAUGUGGAAGUGAAGUUUUCAGGCCCCAAUCUUCUUUUAAAGACGUUAUCUCCUCGGAUUCCUGGUCAAGCUGUGAAAAUAAUCUCUGCUCUUGAGGACCUCUCACUUGAAAUUCUCCAUGUCAACAUCACCACCAUUGAUGAAACCAUACUUAAUUCCUUCACCAUCAAGAUUGGAAUUGAAUGCCAACUGAGUGCAGAAGAACUCGCCCACCAAAUCCAGCAAACGUUCUGCUAA
Molecule: messenger RNA, 1008 nt
Organism: Durio zibethinus
Lineage: Eukaryota; Viridiplantae; Streptophyta; Magnoliopsida; Malvales; Malvaceae
Product: transcription factor SPEECHLESS-like
Biological process (GO): guard cell differentiation; positive regulation of DNA-templated transcription; stomatal complex development
Cellular component (GO): nucleus
Molecular function (GO): protein dimerization activity; DNA-binding transcription factor activity
Source: RefSeq, a predicted model, not a curated record